CAGCAGAUGAGGAACACACAUACAGAUGAGGGACACACCCAGCAGAUAGAGAGAAGCACUCCUAGCAGACGAGGGACACACAUCCAGCAGAGGGACACACCUCCACUUGCCAAGCUCUCGGCAUUCUCUUCCCGUUAUCUUUCACACUCCUCCUCAGCCUUACAACAAAAACAAGACACAGCGUAUAUAGUUUUACUGGCAAUGGAGGGCCCUGAGCCAACAACUAGAGCGACAGCAACAGGACAAGAUGGGAACCAUGAGGCGGACCAGGAGCUGCUGAUGACCAGCAAACCUCUGCAUCGAUUUAUCACGAAGGAGCCCAAGGUUCUUGGGAUUGUCAUUCUGAUCUGUGGCUGCGCAGAGCUCCUGAUGGGAUUUCAUCUGGUGUCUGAAAGUGUGCAAAACUCUUGUGCAAUCUACAUCCCCUUCUGGCAGGGAAUUCUGUUUCUUGUCUGUGGAAAACUGUCUAUCUACACCGAGAUACAUCCAUCCAAGAAGAUGGUGACUGUGUGUUUGGCCAUGUAUGUGGUUUCCAUCUUAGGGGCUGUAAUCUCCAUUGGUUUCAGGAUGUACUACUUAUCCUAUCAAAGCUACCUUAAAUACAUGACAAGACGCGCAGACGACAACUGGGCCAGAGGCAGAAUGGAACAGCUGUUAGGUGUUGAAGGCUUGCUGUUCACGUCCUCUCUGUGUGUGGCAGGGAUCCUCAUCUUCUUGUCUUCUGUCGCACGUUUAGCACUGAAAUCGACAAACACGCAGGUUAUUGUCAGGUGCAUCCCGGCGCCAGCACAGAGUGACGCAACACCGAACUAAGAUCAGUCUUUUCCAAUCAUUAGUCUACUAAUAUUUCAUAUUGUUUUCCUGCAGUUCACGUAAACAUAUCACAAUUCUCUACAAUAUAUUACAUGUGAAUGAUACACCACCUAGUGGCUUAUAUUGUACGGUACAUUACAACUUGACAGUAUGUGUAACAGUGUAUGUUGUUAGCACAGAUGUCUGACAAAAAAGAAAUGCAUUACUAAAUCACAGUUGCUUUUUGUAAAACUUUUUUUGAAUCCACACAUUAAGGGGAACACAGUUACUAAUAUAUCAAGGGAGGCUUAAGUGUACUUACUGUAUAAACACUUAACGUUAUUACAUUAACCACACUGCACAUUAGACUUUGAAUCAAAGCCUGAAAGUUAACACUCUUACACAAUGUUAUAUUACCUCAUGUUAUAGUGAUAGGUUUAAAGGGAAGACAUAUGUUUACAUUGGAGUAAGUAGGUGUUAGUACCUUUUGUGUUUGCUCCACAAUCACAUGAAAUCCAACCAUGAAGGUUUUUAAUCUAAACACAUCCCCCCAGUAAGAGUUUCAACAAUGUAUUGUGGACACUUUGAUAUUUCUGAUCAGCAGCAUCAUUAAUACAGUAUUUUCGGUGUUUGGGCCGACUCUGAUCCAAACAUCCUCUGUGUGAUCCCCUUAUGUACAUUUAGCCCAAAGACAAAUAAUAUACAAUCAUAAUCAAAACAGCAUUUGGUAUAUCGGAAUAGAUUUGGGUUAGAAUCUGCUUGCAGAUUGUUCAUGAUCAUUGUUAGCAUAUUCCUAGCUUAGCGUUUGAUGUAUAUGUUUAUAUAGUUCAACAUGUUCGACAUGACUGUGAUAUACUGAGCCUAACUGGAAACCUGUUUCCAUCUUUUGCCUUCGAAUGUCUGAAGAACAGAUUUGGGCGGGGGUCACUUUUCAAGUAGCUUUAGCUCUUAACUAUAUUUGAUGCAAUAAAUGUGAUGUAUGUUGUUUGUUUAAUACAGAAUAAAAGAAAAACUGAUGCUCA
Molecule: messenger RNA, 1814 nt
Organism: Pleuronectes platessa (European plaice)
Lineage: Eukaryota; Metazoa; Chordata; Actinopteri; Pleuronectiformes; Pleuronectidae
Exons: 8
Coding region: 7-813 (268 amino acids)
Cellular component (GO): membrane
Source: RefSeq, a predicted model, not a curated record